This is a messenger RNA of Perca fluviatilis (European perch), 5575 nucleotides long. RefSeq names its product mitogen-activated protein kinase kinase kinase kinase 4. NCBI's taxonomy places the organism in Eukaryota, Metazoa, Chordata, Actinopteri, Perciformes, Percidae. Gene Ontology annotation, molecular function: ATP binding; protein kinase activity. The transcript has 33 exons. Gene Ontology annotation, biological process: protein phosphorylation. The coding region runs from base 117 to 3935 and encodes 1272 amino acids. The record is from RefSeq and is a predicted model, not a curated record.
UAAACUUCAGAAUGAACCCGACAAGAGGAAAACCCGUUAGUUUGUAGAGGAGAAACUGUGACCGUCCAUGUCUUGUCUACAAAUAUCAACACGCUGACAAAAAGUUGUUGACAGCAAUGUCGAGAGAAAACACCACUCGAAGUUUGGACAGUAUAGACCUCGCUGCUUUAAGAGAUCCAGCAGGUAUCUUUGAGUUGGUGGAGGUGGUUGGCAAUGGAACCUACGGUCAGGUGUACAAGGGUCGUCAUGUCAAGACAGGCCAACUGGCAGCUAUCAAAGUCAUGGAAGUCACAGAGGAAGAAGAAGAGGAGAUAAAACUGGAGAUCAACAUGUUGAAGAGUUAUUCCCACCAUAGAAACAUCGCUACUUACUAUGGAGCUUUUAUUAAGAAAGGUCCUGCUGGACAGGACCACCAACUCUGGUUGGUGAUGGAGUACUGCGGAGCCGGCUCUGUCACAGACUUGGUGAAGAAGACCAAGGGCAACUGUCUGAAGGAGGACUGGAUAGCUUACAUCUGCCGAGAGGUGCUCAGGGGUCUUUCCCAUCUCCACUCCCAUCAUGUGAUUCACAGAGACAUUAAGGGACAAAAUGUUUUGCUCACAGAGAAUGCUGAAGUCAAACUGGUUGACUUUGGAGUUUCGGCACAGCUGGAUAAGACCAUCGGUCGGCGGAACACCUUCAUCGGCACUCCCUAUUGGAUGGCUCCGGAGGUCAUAGCCUGUGACGAGAACCCGGAGGCCACAUAUGACUACAGGAGUGACCUCUGGUCCUUAGGCAUCACCGCUUUAGAGAUGGCUGAAGGAGCCCCUCCUCUGUGUGACAUGCAUCCAAUGAGAGCGCUGUUUUUGAUUCCACGAAACCCUCCACCCAAACUUAAAUCAAAAAAAUGGUCGAAGCGUUUCUUGUCGUUUGCCGACAGUUGUCUGGUCAAGAACCAUCUGCAUCGGCCCGCCACGGACACGCUGCUGAGGCACGCUUUCAUCAGAGAUCUGGCCAAUGAGAGACAAGUGCGCAUCAUGCUCAAAGAUCACCUGGACCGAACCAGGAAGAAAAGGGAGAAAGAGGGUCCAGAGUAUGAGUACAGUGGCAGUGAAGAAGACGAUGACGAGGUGACAGAGGAGGAAGGAGAGCCCAGCUCCAUAGUGAAUGUUCCUGGUGAAUGGACGCUGAGACGGGAGUUUCUCCGUUUGCAGACUGAGGAUCGUGAAGGGGGCAGAGAGGGGGGCCACGGGGGAGCUGGGGGUCAACAACGACAACAGGCAUUGCAGCAGCACAGGCAGCAGUUGGCGGAGCAGGAGCGAUACAAGCAGCAGUUGCUGGCCGACAGACAGAAGAGGAUCCAACAGCAACAUGAGCAGCGGCAAAAGCUAGAGGACCAGCAGAGGCGGCAGCUGGCAGACUGCGCCUUCCAGUGGGCGGAGCUUCAAGAGAUUUUUCUUGGGGAGGAGUCUGAUCCCCAUGACGGCAGAAUCGUAUUGGAUGAGAGAAACCGGAGGAGUGACCGGAGACAGGACCAGGCAGGCAGACAGCCGAGUGCCGAUGUGUCAGUGAGGCCUCUGGACUCCGCCACAGAGCAGAGAGCCGUUGCUCCAAACCAGCUGCUUCAGCACAAGGCCCAGCUCUCCCAGCCUCAGCUCCAACCACAAGCCAAGCCCCAGCCUCUGGCUCAGCAUCAGCAGCCCUCAGCGGGCAGGAGAUCGCACCGCACCCUGCCCAAGGACCAAACCCAGCUCCUGUCGCUGCAGCACGACCACAGACACAGGGAGCGGGAGAGGCAGAGGCAGAGAGAAAAGCCGGUGGCAGCUGUCCAGAAGCUAACAGCUAAUAGUGGGAGCACAGCUGCUGCUGCUGCUGCUGCUUCCUCGCCCAGCCGCCCUGCAAACAGCCAGCGCUCAGCGAUGGACUUCCAAGAAUCAAACCUAGCCAGGCUGCUUCUGGCUGCUGGUCUGCCCAGCCAGAUGCACUCUAGGCUGGGCUCGGGGAGCAGCUCUAGUCCUUGUACUCCAGCCCUGCAGAGAGCUCACUUCAACCAGAAUGCCAAUCUGCGCUCCAGUCGAGACUCCCCUCACAGCAGCUCUAUGUCAGAUAUGGCCAUCUCCCCGUUGUCCCCAUUCUCCCCCACGUCCCCAACUGAUGAUGUCUUCUGGGACUCCGGGACGCCACCGAAGGUCCCAGAACGCACUACCUCGAAGUUCUACUGUAGAGAGCUGGUGAUGGGACACAAGAGGGCCGCUUCAAGUGGCAGUCCCGGGUCUGUCGCAGACAAGAGUGGACGGUCUGUGUCUCACGGAGUCCCCUCCAGCAGCAGCAACCACCCAGGCUACUUCAAACUGGAGAGUCCUCUGCUACAGCACCGUCUCCAGCAGCACCGGAGGGCACAAGAAAACGUGACCAGUGGACAUACACAAGGUGUUAGAUCUGCUCUGAGUCGGCUUAACAAGGCCACGGAAUACUCCUCAUCCAGCGACGAGGUCGGCAGCAGUGAUGAUGAAGAGCGGAACAGGUCUGGCCUGUCCAAUGGAAAGGGAAAAUACUUCAGAGGAAUACCUGAUGGCAUCGUACUGCAACCUCACCACAAUCUUAACCAGAUUUCUCGGCUAGGUUCAGAUGAUACCUACCUGCUACCAGACCUUCUGCAGAAAACGUCCUCCUCCAGUCCUACCCACAAUGCACUGGGCCAGCAGCGGCAAACACGUGAACUCAACUACUCGCAGUCACCCACAGCCCCUCGAUCCCCCACACACCAGGACCUACAUGCCGCCAGCAGUCCUACUGGUAAAAACGUCUCCUCAUCUUCCUCUUCCUCCUUCCUGUCAUUCAUCGAUCCAAGAUUGAUCCCCAUAUCAUCGCCACCACAGAGCCCUGUGGGCAGUAAGGGUGAGCAAAUCAAGAGAGAGAACCACAGGAAGGGCUCUGUGGUGAAUGUGAACCCGACCAACAUUCGUCCGCAGAGCGACACUCCAGAGAUCCGCAAGUACAAGAAGAAAUUCAACACUGAGGUUCUCUGUGCUGGACUAUGGGGUGUGAAUCUGUUGGUGGGGACAGAGAAUGGUCUGUGGCUGCUGGAUCGAAGUGGUCAGGGGAAAGUCUACUCCCUCAUCAGCAGACGAAGGUUUCAGCAGAUGGAUGUGUUGGAAGGACUCAACGUGCUGAUCACUAUAUCAGGUAAAAAGAACAAGCUCCGUCUGUACUAUCUGUCCUGGUUAAGGAAUAAAAUCCUGCACAAUGACCCAGAGGUGGAGAAGAGACAGGGUUGGACCUCAGUAGGGGAUCUAGAAGGCUGCGUACACUAUAAAGUGGUGCGUUACGAUAAGAUAAAGUUCUUAGUGAUUGCUUUGAAGAACGCCGUGGAGGUGUACGCCUGGGCCCCCAAACCCUACCACAAAUUCAUGGCCUUCAAGUCAUUCAGGUCUCUGCCUCAAAAACCAAUGUCUGUUGACCUGACGGUGGAGGAAGGCCAGAGGUUAAAGGUCAUCUACGGCUCCUUGUCUGGUUUCCACGCCAUCGAUGUCGACUCUGGAACACCUUACGACCUCUACCUGCCUACACAUAUCCAGGGCUCCAUUCAUCCCCAUGCCAUCAUCAUUUUGCCCAACAGCGCUGGAACAGAGGUUCUGGUUUGCUACGAAGACGAGGGCGUCUACAUCGACACCUACGGCCGCAUCACCAAGGAUACAGUGCUGCAAUGGGGGGAGAUGCCUGCGUCGGUCGCCUACCUUCAGUCUAACCAGGUGAUGGGCUGGGGAGAGAAGGCCAUAGAGCUGAGGUCAGCCAACACAGGGAACCUGGAGGGAGUUUUCAUGCACAAGAAGGCCCAGAAACUCAAGUUCCUCUGUGAAAGGAAUGACAAGGUCUUCUUUGCCUCUGUGCAGUCCGGAGGCAGCAGUCAGAUUUACUUCAUGACGCUUGGACAGAACUCACUGUUCAACUGGUAACGAGGGGACAACAGGUCCCCUCUGGGAUCAGCUGGUGGUGUCUGCCUUCAUUACUCUGGGUUUGCCUGGUGAUGCCUCUUUUAUUAUGCUGCCGACUGAUGUUCAUCUCCAUGGAUACUGGAUCUUGUCUAGUUGUUUGUGUAAAUGUGCAUGGAUCAGCAGUUGAUUAUAACUCCGGCUGCAGCGAAAAACAGCUUGAAUGCAUCCCCUCCAUGAACGCUGAAGCCUGAAUCAUCACUCCUUCGGCUGCAGCGACACAAAACAUCUGCACCGGAAAUUCGGCAAAAUAAGAGCUUUAGUUCACCACCACCUCACCCAUCCACCUAAGCGUUAUUAAAAGGUACAACUAGCAGUGUCAGCAUCCGUAAUGUGAAAAGCACACAAAGCCUUUUUCUUAUGUCUGCACUCCAUAGCUAGCUGGAGCCUUUUCCUAGUAAGAUUCAGGCUGCAAACCAUCACCGCUAACCUGACGCGCCAGAUGCGUUCGUCAUUGGAAACAGUUUGGAAAAAGGGCAGGCACUUUCAAAAAAAAAAAAAUACCUGGCAGGUGAUUGGAUGAACCAUCUGUCUAUCACGUCCGCCACUGUUUUGACUGAACACUGGCCGUCACACACACCUAAACCACGCCCGUAGCUGCCCGUAGCUCCUUACCGGACGCUGAUUGGUUCGGUAAGCUGGUAGUUCGGACACAAACGCAUUACUUGAAGCCUGACAAGAUGGAUUGUUUUGGUGGUUCACGCGUGAUCUUUUGAGAAUCCAGCUGCCGUGCAAGGUCACCCUACCAGCGGCGCACCGGUGUUGGCCGGAAUCAAGACUCCUUUUUUUGUGUCCUGCUAUAUCCAAAUCUACCUGGAAGCAAAACCGAUGGCUUGAUUCAGGUGAUUGUGUGGCGACUUCUAAUAAACACCUGAUCAUCGGCGAACAUCUGGCCUCAAGAUCCCGUCCCUCCUAACAUCUGUCAGCGCUGGAGACCACAGCAGUCCGCUCAGUUUGUUCCACAUUCAUCUCUCCUGGAUCGGUUAACUAUUUUUUCUCUCUCUUUCUUUAAAGAACUCCGUCCUAUCAGCUAAUUUUGUGUAAAUCAGUUACUCAUAUUUGCUUCAACAACGCCAGGCCUCUGUGUAUUACUGGAUCAACUGCUUCCUUUUGGUCUGAUGGAGUCUUGGAUAAUUAUUCUGCUAGUGCAGACCAGGGGAGAAAGAAAACCGAGAUCCAUCAUUCAUUCCACGGACAUCAUCUGUCAUCAUCUGGGCAUUUAAAAAGACUGGGUUUGGGGCCAAAACGUGGACCAAGUAGGACAAGAACUGUAUGUCAUUCUACAUUUUGUCGCUACUGCUUGCCAUUAUUUCUUGAUUUUCUUUAAUCAAUUUCUAGAUCCAUGAACCGCCCGUGUCUCCAAUACCUCAGCAGUGUUUUUAUGAAGGCUUUCAGUAGUAUCUUCUUCUUCUUCAUUGCUAUAAUCAUAUAUCAAACACCCAAACAAAUUGGUCAAUUACUGUACUGAAUCCUUAGGCCUCCUGCACGCUGCCUGCGUGACUCGAGCCGCGCCGAAAACGCGUGCAUGCUAGAAAUGGAACCGACGCCUAUUUAUCACACGACACGCAAGCGUGUUGGAAGCAUUUCCAGGCAAAAUAGAAUAC